AUGAGCAACGGAACAGCGCAAUCUGCCAGUGCGCCAGCGGGCGUGCUGCAGAUCAUUGAUGAACAUGGCGUGAUGCUGGAGCGCACGCCCUGGUUCCCAAGCGAGCUCGAUGUCGGCGCUGAAUGCUAUCGUGUCGUCGGGUGCAUCGGGAGCCCGCUAUCAGGCAAGUCGAGUCUCUUGAAUGACAUUUUCGGGACGCGUUUCGCGGUGUCGCACGCGCGGGCGACUGAGCGUCGGCGCUGGAAGACCCGCGGCGUCUCUGCAGCACUGGCAGCAAACCAGGAGACGCUUCUGGUGCUGGAGAUCGACGGCGGGGACGGAGGCGCGACGGGGCAGCAGCUGCAGGAGCGCUGCCUCCGCUACGUGUCCAGUGUGUCCGAUGUUGUUCUGUGCAACGUCUGGUACCACGACCUGGGACGCUACGACGCAGACCCACAGUGGUACUUGAGCACGAUCGUGCGCGAGUUGGCUCACGCGGAGGGCCCUCUCCUGCGCACCUGCGUUGUGUUCGUGGUGCGCGACGCAGACGCGGAUACGGGCGCGGACGCGGAUACCACCGAGAGCACUGCAUCGUUGAUCGCGGAGUCUCUCUGGCUGGACGCCGAGGAGCACUGGCAGCGCGAAAUCGGCGACGGAGCAGCAUCAGCACCGACAGCAGCGAGUCACUCGGUGGAGGCGCUGCGCGCUGCCCUCGAGCUGCGCGUAGCUCUGCUGCCGUCGCCGCGCACGUCGCGUUCAGCCUACGACGCCGCUGUGCAGCGUCUGCGGCGGGACCUCCUAGACGGCAGUGGCAGUGGCAGUGGCGAUGGCGGCCUGCUGUCCUCGCAAUACAGCAAGGGUCUGCCUGCGGAUGGAUUCGGUGCCUUCAGUCGACGCCUCUGGGAGGGCAUUCGUGCACAGCCCGCUGGGGCGAUGCGUGCUGCGAAGCCGCUGGCCAUGCGUGUCGCUACGGCGGCGGCGGCGGCGGCGGCGGCGGAUGAAGGAGCCGCUGGGGAAGCGCUCACGCCAGAGGCACUGGCAGCAGCGUAUCACUGCGAUGCCGCUUUCUCCGAGGCGCUUCGGAACAGCGCCGAGGAGCUCGGGGAGCUUGCGAGUCAACUGGACGAGGGCGAGAAGAUCAGUGGUUUUGGACGCCGGGCGGAGGAGCUUCUGCAAAAGUACCUGAGUGGCUUUGAAUCGGCUACGGAGGCGUAUGCGGGAACUGAAGUGCGCGAGCGGAAACUGGCGGAGCUCGAGACUGUGCUCGAUGCGUCGUUGCAGUCGCUGUUCCUGAAGCAGCUGCAGAUAAUUCGGGAGAACGCGCUGCAGCACUUUAAGACUGCGUCUUCAUCUGAGGAGAUUCCUGGCGACUUUGCGUUCUACACAGCGGAUGCGCUUUUCCAGCGCGAGGCGGAGGAGAGCGUGCGGCCCGGAUCCGACUGGUCCUAUGCGAAUGAGCGUAGCGACCUGCAGCAGACCAUGGCGGAGAUCUCUGCACGGCGGAAGCAGCUUAUUCACGUGCAGAUCCAGGCGGCUGAGCAGCAGCGUCAGGCAAUGCAGUACAUGCAGCUGCAGCAGGCGCAGCUGCAGGCGGUUCAGCAGCAGCAGUAUGGUGGUGCGCUCGGCAACUGGAACAUUGGGCUGGCGUACCGGCCUCCGGAUACGAAUGUGAACAUGUCGCUGCUGCAUCAGCAGGGCCGGACGCAGGUCCAGCUGAGCAUGGUACCCGAUGAGCAGGCGGGUCUGCUGGGCCCGAACGGGUUCACGAGCGGAGUCGGGCCCGGGAACCUUGGUGUGUCGUUCAACAUCAACAUCUAG
This is a messenger RNA of Cyanidioschyzon merolae strain 10D, 1797 nucleotides long. RefSeq lists its product as hypothetical. The transcript has a single exon. Bases 1 to 1797 code for a protein of 598 amino acids. Gene Ontology annotation, biological process: endoplasmic reticulum membrane fusion. Gene Ontology annotation, cellular component: endoplasmic reticulum. The record is from RefSeq and is a predicted model, not a curated record. NCBI's taxonomy places the organism in Eukaryota, Rhodophyta, Bangiophyceae, Cyanidiales, Cyanidiaceae. Gene Ontology annotation, molecular function: GTPase activity.